AUGGCAGAACACUCCAGGGCGUCAGCGGCGACCGCCCCGUGUGUGUACGGGCCUCCCGUGACGGUCCAGCCCGGCCGGCUGCGGACGCAGGCACGGAGAGACGUGCUAGUGAACGGUUCCGCUGUGGAUGCCGCCAUCGCGACGCUCCUCUGUCUGGGGGUGGUGCAUCCCCAGUCCCUGGGGCUCGGAGGGGGUUUUCUGAUGACCGUAUACAACAAGUCUACAGGCACGUCACAAGUCAUCGACGCGCGUGAAACUGCUCCUUUGGCAGCCUCGGAAGACAUGUUUGCAGAGAACCCGGAACUAUAUACAAUGGGAGGAAUCUCAGUCGCCGUGCCAGGUGAGAUCCGGGGUCUGUGGGAGGCUCACCAGAGGUACGGGCAGCUGCCGUGGAGUGACCUGUUCCGCCCCGCCAUCCGCCUGGCAGAGGAGGGGACCUGCGUGGGCACACAUCUUGCCAGAGCCCUCAGGACAAGGAAAGACGUCGUCCUGGACAGGAAGAACGGCCUAUGUGACGUGUUCUGUGACGAGGACGGCGCCAUGGUGCGUGAAAACAUGACCGUCAAGAGGCCACAGCUUGCCAAAACGCUCCUAGCGGUUGCUACUGGUGGUGCAGAUGCCUUCUACACAGGCGAGAUUGCAAAGAAUUUGGUGAAGGACAUCCGGGAACAAGGCGGCAUCAUAUCUGAACAGGACCUACUGAACUACCGGGCGGAAUACACGAAGAAGAUGGCAUCCAAAGAGUUCGCGGACGAACUCCGCCGCAAGAUCGACGACACCAGGAUGUUCGACAUCUCUCACUACGGUCCGGCUGUCGCCUUUCCAGACGUCGGCGGGACGUCUCAUGUGUCUGUCCUGGGGCCAAACGGAGAUGCCGUAUCGGCUACCAGCUCCAUCGGACGCUAUUUCGGCGCGAGAUUCCGGUCUCCCUCCACAGGCGUCAUCCCCAACAGCCACAUGGAACUCUUCACUAAGCGGAAUUCAGACGGAACGCGAGGACGUUCUUGGAGUCCAGGCCGUGAGUUGCAGCCGGGUAAGCGGGGUAUGACGGCCUUGAGUCCCACGAUCGUGUUGGACCGUAGCGGUGACGUCAGACUGGUGAUCGGAGGCUCUGGAGGGGUGAGGAUCGCAACCGCAUUGACAGAUGUAAGUGCUCUUGAUUUCACGUAA
Molecule: messenger RNA, 1170 nt
Organism: Branchiostoma belcheri (Belcher's lancelet)
Lineage: Eukaryota; Metazoa; Chordata; Leptocardii; Amphioxiformes; Branchiostomatidae
Product: gamma-glutamyltranspeptidase 1-like
Exons: 8
Coding region: 1-1170 (389 amino acids)
Biological process (GO): glutathione catabolic process
Cellular component (GO): plasma membrane
Molecular function (GO): glutathione gamma-glutamate hydrolase
Source: RefSeq, a predicted model, not a curated record